Molecule: messenger RNA, 2283 nt
Organism: Prorocentrum cordatum
Lineage: Eukaryota; Dinophyceae; Prorocentrales; Prorocentraceae
Source: the annotation of a GenBank genome assembly
AUGCAGAUUGCUUCUCCUCAGCGCCUGUCUCAGCGUGAGCGGCUGGGCCUCCUCAUCGAGUUCUACGUCCUCCUCGACGACGGCUCCGGGGUCACCUGCCUCGUCAGCAUCACGCCUGACCCCCGCGGUCUCCUCGGCGUCUUCGCGGACUGGCUCACCCUCAGAGCCUGGAAUGAAGUAGCGGCUAUCGACAUCGGCUCCUCGGUGCACGAAUCCGCGGUCUUCGAGGUGGCGCAGCGGAGCUACGACAGCGCCUACGAGGCCGAGGAGACGCAGGUCCUCCUGCGGAGCAGAAUUGUGGUCGCGACCUGCACGUCCGCGGUGCUGCACACGGCCCUCACGAAGGGCAAGGUGGGGAAGAUGUACCGGCCCGUGGACUUUGCGACCGUCAUCGUCGACGAGGCGGCACAGGCGAGCGAGCCGGACGUGGUCUUGCCGAGCUUGCUGGCCGGGCAGCGCGUCGUGGUGAUCGGGGACCACAAGCAGCUGGGCCCGGUGGUCCCCGAGAGGAGUUUGUGCAGGGCGUACAUGUGCGCCCUGGAGACGCCGUUCAUCGAGCGGAUGCUGAAGGGCGGCGGCAGCAGGCUGCCCUCCAGCACCCUCCUCAACGUGCAGUACCGCAUGCACGCGUCCAUCCGCCGCUUCCCUUCGCAGAAGUUCUAUGGCGGCAAGCUGCAGGACGAGGCAUCGACGCCCGCGCUGCCCCCGCUGCGGUGCCUGUGGCCGAGCGAGGAGGAGCGGGUGGUCUUCGUGGACUGCCAGACCUCACACGCGUUCGGGUACGUGAUGGACGACGGGCGCCGCUCGACGAUGCCGCCGGCGCUGGUGGAGGGCAACACCUCCCUGAAGAACGAAGGCGAGGUGCAGCUGGUGGUGGAGGCGCUCCUGCGGCUGAUCCGGGAUGGCAGGUGCAGCACGUCGGACAUCGCCAUCAUCACCCCCUACAGGGCGCAGCAGAUGCAGAUCCGCGACGCGCUCGCGCAGGUGGUCGGCGAGGAUGCCUGCGGCCGAGGGGCCGCGCCGCGGCCCGGGGGCCAGAAGGCGGACUCGGCCGCGGGGGCACGGACGUCCGCAGACGCGCUCGUCCUGCGGCUUUCGAGGGAGCUGUCUGAGGCCCGAUCGAAGUACGAGGCGCGCAUGGAGGCACUCGGGGACGAGGAGGUGGUCCAGCGGCUGAUCGCCGUGGCCCCUGCCCUCGCCUCGCUUUUGCGCGGGAGGCACCCAGUGCCCGUGGACAAGGGGGGGGCCGCGUGCGAAGAGUCGAGGCUGGCCGACGGCAGUUGCGUCGGGGAUUCCAAGAUGGACGUGAAGGCGGAGGUUAACCACUGCGUCGAGGCGCAGCUGUUGCGGCCCGUGGCCACCGCCGCCGUAGAUCCGAGCGUGGACUUCUUGGUGGCCCUACAGUUCGACGGGGGCCAAAUGGCGGUGACGGAGGCCGAUUGUUGCAGCAAGCUCGGCCUGACCGCCAUGGCAGUCGAUGUGCGCUCGGAGCAGGUGUUCGAGAAGCUGGAGCGCGUUGGGGUGGAGUACCUUGUCAUCGGCGAGCUCGUGUACGGGAUCACCCGCUCGAUGAGUAUCUCAUCAAUUGUGCACGACAUGCUGCGACAGGAUCUGCACUCGCUCGGGGACAGGCGCAACCAGCUCAGGGAUGUGCGAGCACCUGGCACGCCUGUGCACCAGAGCGCCGUCACCGCCCCGACAAACGAGGCACUCAGCAGCCCUCGGGAGUUCAACCAGCCCGAGCUCGGGCGCGCCCUCGCAGACUGGUUCGCCAAAGCCGAAGUCACCAAAGACAUGGUCAUCUUCAACGCCGUCGGCCCCGCCAAGCGUCACUCGUUCCAGAUCGGCCUCCGCGCGCGCCGGACUCUUGGGUGCAUCGCUACUCGUGGUGGCGCUCUGGUUCGCCUGCUCAUCGGUGACCGCGCCGAUGCGCCCGCCGGGCUUCAAUGGUCCAACGCCGCCGUGGACCGCGGCUUCACCGAAGCCAAACAGCAGCAGAUCAACGCCGAGUUGGCCUCCAACUUCGCGGACGCCCUCACGUCGAUCCAGCACCCGUACAAGCCGUUCCACUCGCCCGUGAUGGUCAACGAUGUGCCCGUCUCCAACGCUGGCGGCAUCGGCUUCCUCGUCCCGCACGACAAGAGAGAACGUCAGCUGCCGCCUGAACAACGGCCUCUAGUCCAGUUCGAGGACGCCAUCCAUGGCCGCGCCGCUCGGCUGCGCGUCACGGAUGCCAGCCUCCAGUUCGAAGUCACCAUCCUCAACAUCCACAUCUGCGGCCUC